Pyrus x bretschneideri (Chinese white pear) is the source of this 2079-nucleotide messenger RNA. Its product is annotated as protein DETOXIFICATION 12-like. Gene Ontology annotation, biological process: xenobiotic detoxification by transmembrane export across the plasma membrane. Gene Ontology annotation, cellular component: membrane. The transcript is spliced from 7 exons. The record is from RefSeq and is a predicted model, not a curated record. Gene Ontology annotation, molecular function: xenobiotic transmembrane transporter activity; antiporter activity. NCBI's taxonomy places the organism in Eukaryota, Viridiplantae, Streptophyta, Magnoliopsida, Rosales, Rosaceae. The coding region runs from base 231 to 1703 and encodes 490 amino acids.
GGUAUCUAAGCCCUAAUCUUUGCCUCCUUUGUGGCCUAGCAAAUAAAUUAAGGAUUCACAAAACCGCUCUGUUUUUUCCUGCUGUCAUAUUGGCUGUAUAUACGCAGAGUCGUAUAAAAAUGUGAACUUUUGGUCAAUUUCCGUGAAAUCUCAUAACUUUCUCCCUCAUCGGCUAGUGAGGCACGCGGCCCCCGACGAUCCAGCUCCACGCUUCCGCUGCAGACUCCGCCAUGGAAGAGAGCUUGCUGUUACCGAAAUACGGAGAAGAAAGAAGAAGUAACACUAGUAUUCUGACGUGGAGUUCUUUCUUCGAAGAAGUGAAAACGUUGGGAUGCAUAGCGGGUCCCAUGGUUGCCGUGGUUUUAUCUCAGUACCUGUUGCAGGUCAUUUCGAUGAUGAUGGUCGGCCACCUGGGCGAGCUCGCUCUCUCCAGCACCGCUAUCGCCAUCUCCCUCUCCGGCGUCACCGGCUUCAGUCUUUUCUUGGGAAUGGCUAGUGCGUUGGAGACGCUGUGUGGUCAAGCGUAUGGAGCAGAACAAUAUCAGAAACUUGGACUCCAGACUUACACUGCUAUAUUUUCUCUCAACUUGGUCUGCCUUCCUUUAUCUUUGAUAUGGAUUUAUAUGGAGAAGUUACUGAUUUUCAUGGGUCAAGACCCAGUAAUUUCUCGCGAAGCCGGCAAGUUCACAAUCUGGCUUCUUCCCGCACUUUUCGCUUAUGCCACUCUUCAGCCACUCAUUAGAUACUUUCAGACGCAAAGUUUAGUAAUUCCUAUGCUCAUAAGUUCAUGUGCGACCCUUCUGUUCCAUAUUCCUCUGUGUUGGCUUCUAGUAUUCAAGUCUGGACUGAACAACCUUGGAGGAGCAUUAGCAAUCAGUAUUUCGUAUUGGGUGAAUGUGAUUCUACUUGCAUUGUACAUGAAGUUUUCUGAUGCUUGUUCCAAAACCCGAGUUCCAAUUUCUGUGGAGAUCUUCCAUGGAAUCGGAGAGUUCUUCCGCUUUGCCAUCCCUUCUGCAAUAAUGAUAUGCCUUGAAUGGUGGUCAUUUGAGCUGCUUAUUUUGCUGUCUGGACUUUUACCAAAUCCGGCUCUUGAAACUUCAGUUCUGUCUGUAUGUCUGCAGACGAUUUCGACACUCUAUGCAAUACCAUAUGGGUUUGGUGCUGCAGCAAGUACUAGAGUUUCAAAUGAACUAGGAGCUGGUAACCCACAAGGUGCUCGAAUAGCUACUUUUGCUGCAAUGUUUCUUGCAGUCGCAGAGACAAGUAUAAUAACCACGACCCUCUUUGCCUGCCGCAAUGUAUUUGGUUACACUUUUAGUAAUGAGAAAGAAGUUAUCGAUUACGUCACAACCAUGGCUCCUCUAGUUUGCCUGUCUGUUACCCUUGACAGUUUUCAAGGGGUCCUUUCGGGUAUUGCUAGAGGAACUGGGUGGCAGCAUAUAGGGGCUUACAUAAACCUCGGAGCGUUUUAUCUUUGCGGGAUUCCAGUUGCAGCCACAUUGGCUUUCUGGGUACAGCUGAGAGGAAGGGGCCUUUGGAUUGGAAUACAAGUCGGUGCUUUUGUGCAAACCAUGAUGCUCUCUUUAGUAACAAGUUGUACAAAUUGGGAAAAGCAGGCAAGUAAGGCAAGGGAGAGGAUAUUUGAGGGAAGGCCCCAACAAGCCAAUGGCUUGUGUGACAAGGCAGAGAGUAAUGAGUUUUGACGAGCACAAUUCUCUCUGUAGCAGGAUUAAGGAAUAAAGUAUUAGCUUGAUCCAUAUUUCUGGCACCAAAAUUUUUUGUAAUAACGCAUUCGAAUAUGGUUGAUACAUAUAGGCUUGUGGCAUUCGGUCUUGACUACGAUCAUGUGAAAUAGACGUUUUGAAAUGUAACAUGGUGUCCUGCUCAAAAUCUGUAUCAGAAUGUACGCGGCAGGUCCACUGCAAUAUCUGGCAAGAAAGAGCAACUGAGUUCUGAUGAAUCAGCAAUUUUAUAAAAUGUGUGAAGUUGACAAAAACUCCGUUGAGUUAGUUUUGUUCUGCAAUUUAUCCACAAUAAACGAUUAAAAUCACAUACUUAAUAGAAACAUCACUUCUACUA